Molecule: messenger RNA, 2230 nt
Organism: Branchiostoma belcheri (Belcher's lancelet)
Lineage: Eukaryota; Metazoa; Chordata; Leptocardii; Amphioxiformes; Branchiostomatidae
Product: solute carrier family 40 member 1-like
Biological process (GO): iron ion transmembrane transport
Cellular component (GO): membrane
Molecular function (GO): iron ion transmembrane transporter activity
Source: RefSeq, a predicted model, not a curated record
CAAGGGUGGGUCCCCAGGUCACUUGUUUUUGGGAGACAACAUUUUGCUUAAUGGAGGUUCUUGCUGGUAACAGCAUAUAGGAGGCAUUGCAGCUUUGGUGUUGCAAAUGGCGGGAAGGGAAGAAGACGUAAAAGAGGAAGAACAAAGGCUUCGACCCGAAGAGGACAAAGGAAAUAGAGAAGGAGGGGGAGAGAAGGGACGUGGAGAACAGAAAGGGUGCACCGAUCGAAUAAAGGACUUUGUAGGAAGUACAAUAUUUCUGGUGUAUACUGAAGCCACCCUCUCAACAUGGGGAGACCGUAUGUGGUCCUUCGCAGUGGCCCUGUUCCUUAUCGACCUGUCUCCAGGAUCGUUAAGACUGACUGCCGUGUACGGCUUCUCCAAGUCGUGUGCGGUUCUUCUUCUCGGAGCGAUCAUCGGAGACUGGAUAGACCGGACUGCUAGACUGACAGCUGUGCGAGUAUCUCUGGUGGUACAGAACGGGUCUGUUGUCAUGUGUUCCGUGGUCCUGACUCUCACCCUGGUCUAUCGUACACAGAUCGAAAACUUACAAGGAGGAUGGCUCACGACGUUAUGCCAGGUUGUGUUGAUCACGAUAGCAGUGGUGGCCAUCCUCGCCGGUCAGGCCACACGGAUCUGUCUCAACAAGGACUGGGUAGUCGUCAUCGCUGGUGGGGAUAAGGAGAAACUUGCUAAGCUAAACGCAUCGAUGCGUCGAAUCGACCUGUGUUCAAAGAUCCUGGCCCCGGUGGUGGUCGCACAGAUCAUGACCUUUGUCUCCAUGUUGGUCGGCGCCCUGUUCAUCGCGGGCUGGAACAUCGUUUCCAUGGCAAUAGAAUACUACCUGUACCAUCGUGUGUACGUCAGUGUUCCUGCACUGGCUGUGAAGGAGACUAAAGAUAAAGCCAAAGGCAAAGAAGACGAUCCAGAGAAUCCAAGUGACGGCCAACCUGUCCAGAAGAAACCUCCCCCCACCUGCUUCCAGAAGAUGUUCAAACCAGUCCUGACACUCGUCAAUGGGUGGAAGACGUACUUCCAACAGACGUGCUUCCGCGCCGGCCUCGGUCUCUCCCUCCUCUACAUGACGUUUCUCGGCUUCGACAACAUCAUGGUGGGUUUUGUGUACACCCAGGGUCUGUCUGAACUCGCCGUCAGCCUCCUGGUCGCAGCUGGCGCCGUGCUUGGAGUGGCCGGUACGUUCAUCUACCCUCCUCUACGCAAGAAAGUCGGUCUGCACCGCACUGGGUUGAUAUCCGGGACGUUACAUUGGAGUAUCCUGAUCCUGUGUGUUGUGUCCGUGUGGGCCCCGGGCAGCCCGUUUGACCCGUUUUAUUACACCCGCACAUCUAACGUCACCCUCGCUGAUGUCACUCCUCCUGAUGUCCCCCCUCCUCCUACUUUCACCCCCUCCUCCAAUUCAUCAGCAUCUCCCUUCUCUUUCACCGAUUUGGCAGUUUCGCCGGUGACCAACACGACUGCUGCGCCGGCAGAAGUACGUCCCGGGUGGAUGUACGCGUCUGUGGCACUGCUCAUGGCCGGGGUCACACUGGGCAGGAUCGGUUUAUGGAUGUAUGACCUGACCGUGACCCAACUGUACCAGGAGACGGUGGAAGAGAACCACCGAGGGGUGGUGUUCGGUGUUCAGAACAGCCUCAACUUCUUCAUGGACAUGCUGCACUUCCUCCUAGUGAUCAUCCUCCCUGCUCCUGAGACGUUCGGCUUCCUUGUCCUGUUGUCGUUUGUGUUUACUGUAUCUGGACACCUUUUGUAUGCAUCCUACUCACGCCAGGCAAGGGCUACAAUGAUGCACAACAUGGUAUAAUUAUACAAAAACAGUCAAAACUGCACAAGAGGACUACUCAAUGGACUGAUAAAAAUCUGUUAUAAUUUAUAUUAUCAAUCCUCCUUGAACUCUGUUAUCCUGUACAAAAUCUACUCAAUGACAUCACUAGUCUCAUCAAUUGUAUUCAUAACUAGAGGACAGUUCUUUCGCUUGUUUAAUCUUUCUCAUGAUUUUGUCCAAAGCUCUCUAACAAGGUUGUAUUGUUAUUGACAGGUCAGAGGUCACCUGUUCCACUUUGACCUCCUGUGCGUGAUAUGCAGACCUGGUUCUUCACAUAGGUUAGUGACCUCAGCUGACCCUGUACAGGACUCUCCACAGACGACCCAUUAACAAGUCCUAAAAAUACCUGUAAAAAAACAGUUCCCAAAAUUCUAGCAGUAUAUUCAU